CAAGUCAAUCCGCAGCAUCAUUCCUCUUCGGGUGAUAAAAAACCACUUUUGACCUGUGCAAAAAUCAUUGACCUUUGUGUCUGCCACGUGGAAGGCGAUAAGGAAGGCGAGGCAAACUACGUUUGGAAAGAAUCCUAUUCAAUCAUGAAAUGUAACAUGUUGUCUCUGUCACUGAAUCCAAUCACUAGAUUCAAGUCUCACACUCCUUCCAUUCCCUUAUCGUUGCGUGCUUCUCUCUCCGGCGCCGCCGAGUCAAUCAUGGCCACUAACUCAGUCCGAGUUGCCGCGGCUCAGAUGACAUCCAUCAACGACCUUGCUGCCAAUUUCACCACAUGCUCUCGUCUUGUAAAAGAAGCAGCAUUAGCUGGAGCUAAAUUGCUUUGCUUUCCUGAAGCAUUCUCCUUUGUGGGUGCUAAGGAUGGGGACAGUGUUAGAGUUGCAGAACCUUUGGAUGGACCAAUUAUGGAGAAAUACUGCUCUUUGGCCAGAGACUCCAGCAUUUGGUUGUCACUUGGAGGCUUCCAGGAAAAAGGACCUGAUCCUGAACACUUGUUCAAUACCCAUGUUAUAGUAGACGACACAGGGAAAAUUAUAAGCACUUAUAAAAAGAUACACCUGUUUGAUGUAGAUGUUCCUGGUGGAAGGGUAUAUAAAGAAAGUAGUUUUACAGAAGCAGGCAAGGAUAUCGUUGCAGUAGACAGUCCUAUUGGGCGUUUGGGCCUCAGUGUUUGUUAUGAUUUGAGAUUUCCAGAACUUUACCAAUUGUUACGUUUCCAACAUGGAGCGCAGGUACUAUUGGUGCCUGCAGCGUUCACUAAAGUGACUGGUGAAGCACAUUGGGAGAUUCUUCUUCGUGCUCGUGCAAUUGAGAGUCAGUGCUAUGUCAUAGCUGCUGCACAAGCUGGCAUACAUAAUGAAAAAAGAGAAAGCUAUGGUGACACUUUAAUUAUUGAUCCAUGGGGGACAGUUGUUAGUCGAUUACCAGAUCGUUCGUCUACAGGCUUUGCAGUAGCUGAUAUUGAUUUAUCAUUGGUUGAUUCAGUAAGAGAGAAGAUGCCAAUUGCUAAGCAAAGGAAGCCAAUUGACUUCUGGAAAGCUGCGUCUCUAUAGUUCUUAUUUGGACAAGUCAAGAAGGGAUAGUCUAAUUUAUAUAUUUGAUGGGGCUUUUCUAUGUACCAAAAUAAAAAUAUAGGACCUCCAUGUUAGAUUUCCCUGAGGAUGGUGUCUGCAAUUGUGAUUUUAAGGUCCAUGCUUGCUGUAUUCUAUAUCUGUAAAUCAUUUGUGCAUGCUACAUAGUAGAUAUUAUUUUCAAUAAAUUGAGGUUAGACUUAUUGCA
Messenger RNA from Lotus japonicus, 1336 nucleotides. RefSeq names its product deaminated glutathione amidase, chloroplastic/cytosolic. Bases 145 to 1110 code for a protein of 321 amino acids. Lineage: Eukaryota; Viridiplantae; Streptophyta; Magnoliopsida; Fabales; Fabaceae. Gene Ontology annotation, molecular function: hydrolase activity, acting on carbon-nitrogen (but not peptide) bonds, in linear amides. The record is from RefSeq and is a predicted model, not a curated record. The transcript has 9 exons.